AGUACUGGAUUUAUUAUCAUGGGAUUUUCUGGCAAUCUGGAGAUGCGUGCCUUGCUUUUUUCACUAUUUCUGACAGCAUAUGUCAUGUCACUGGUGGGAAAUGCAAUGAUUAGUAUUGUUGUCAGGCUUGAUCCUGCUCUUCAUAGUCCAAUGUGUUAUUUUAUUGCCAGUCUCUCUUUGGUGGAUAUCUGCUAUACAUCUGUCACAGUCCCCAAGAUGUUGGUGAACUUCCUCUCCAAGGAUACAACCAUCUCCUUCACUGGCUGUGCUGCUCAGCUGUACUUCCUCCUCUUCCUUGGGACCACGGAGUGCUUCCUUCUUUUGGCCAUGGCGUAUGACCGCUUCACGGCCAUCUGCAACCCCCUGCGCUAUGCUUCCAUCAUGAGCAAGAAGCUGUGUGCUUGGCUGGUGGCUGGGUCAUGGGCCAGUGGCAUGGUGCUCUCCCUAGGGCAGACAACUCUGAUAUUUGUUCUGCCCUUCUGUGAGGACAACCAGAUCAACUUUUUCUUUUGUGACAUCCCUCCUCUUCUGAGACUUGCCUGUGGAGAUACAUUCAUAAAUGAAAUUGCUGUCUUUACAGCCGGGAUGUUAAUCACUCUGAUCCCAUCUCUCUUGAUACUUGGCUCCUAUAUCCACAUCAUCACCACCAUCCUGAAAAUGGCAUCUGCCAAGGGCAGGCAGAAAGCCUUCUCCACCUGCUCCUCACACCUCAUUGUCAUCACUAUGUUCUAUGGAUCUGCCAGUGCCAUGUACCUGAGACCCAGCUCUAGCUAUACCCUUGAAAACGACAAGUUUCUAGCUCUGCUUUACUCCAUCAUCACCCCAACCCUGAAUCCUAUCAUCUACAGUUUGAGAAGCAAAGAGAUCAAUGAAGCUCUGAAGAGAAGGGUGACCUCAAAAUGGUUUCAUUUCAAUUGCUGA
Varanus komodoensis (Komodo dragon) is the source of this 921-nucleotide messenger RNA. RefSeq names its product olfactory receptor 5V1-like. The transcript has a single exon. Gene Ontology annotation, biological process: G protein-coupled receptor signaling pathway. The record is from RefSeq and is a predicted model, not a curated record. Gene Ontology annotation, molecular function: olfactory receptor activity; G protein-coupled receptor activity. Gene Ontology annotation, cellular component: membrane. Bases 19 to 921 code for a protein of 300 amino acids. Lineage: Eukaryota; Metazoa; Chordata; Lepidosauria; Squamata; Varanidae.